GCAGCUGAUUGACUCAGUUUGUGGCGGGAACAUGCUGACAAAAACACCGCCACAGCUGAAUCAACUCUUUGAGGAGAUGGCAGAGAACAGGUAUGAUUGGGGCACUGCGAGGAGGUCGAGGAGAGCACCAAGCCGAGGUGUACAUUCUGUGGGAAACCAUUCCUCUGAUUUGGUGCAGGUGGUGUCAAAGCUGGUUUCAGCUAUCGACCGUUCCGGGAUGAUUCCAGGGACCGGACAGCAGCAGGCGAUGCUCUGCCAGUGGUGCGAGAGCACCCAUCAUACAGUGGAAGUCUGCCAAGCGAUGAAGGAAUCGACCACACCCCAGGAGCAGGUGAACUUCAUCAAUAAUGUCAGGCGCAAUGACCCCUACAGUAACACCUACAAUGAGGGGUGGCGCCAGCAUCCCAACUUCUCCUGGGGUGGGGCAAAUCCCAGACCACCAGUCCACCAGGGACCUCCGGGCUUUCAGAGGCCACCAUAUCAGCCCAGACAUGGGCAAUUCCAGCAGCAGCAGCAGUCUCUCUACCAGCCCAUGCAGGGGCAUGCUGCUCCAUCACAGCCGCGACCUUUCCAGCAGCCAGUUGCAGCCCCUGCCGCCCCAGUGCAGAAUGAUCAGAUGGCUGAACUGCGGGAAUUGGUGGGUUCUCUCGCCAGUUCUAGUGCUCAAAAAUUUAACACUAUCGGGCAGUUCAUGGAAAAGGCAUCGAGUAAAUUCCUGGAUCUUGAAGCUGGCCAGAGGAACACACAGGCUCUCUUGCAGGAUAUCCAAACCCAGCUGGGGAGUGUGGCUCAAGCAGUGGCACAAAGGGCUCCUGGUACUUUGCCCGGUCAGACCAUCCCUCACCCUCAGAACCCGAAUGAGCACUGCAAUGCCAUCAUGACCAGGAGUGGCAAGAUGACUGUUGACCCACCUGCUCGGGCACAAGAGAGAGAGUCCCCUGCCUCGGCAUCUCCAGCAGCUGAAGAAGAAGCAGAGAAGGAGGUUGAGGUGCCUGCACCUAAACCGCAACCGGUAGUGAAGGAGUAUAUCCCUAAACUCCCCUUCCCUACUCGGCUGCACAAAGACAGGCUGGAGGCAGAGUUCGAGAUCUUCAUGGCCAUGCUUAGGAAGCUGAAUGUCCAAGUACCUUUCCUGGAGGCACUAUCUCAAGUGCCUAUGUAUGCGAAGUUCCUGAAGGAUCUUCUCUCAAAGAAGCAGAAGCUGAGCGAGCUAGCCACUGUGGAGCUCAGCGAGGAGUGCUCGGCCAUUCUGCAGAACAAGCUUCCGCAGAAGCAGAAGGACCCAGGUAGUUUUACUAUCCCGUGCUCUAUAGAUAAUUUGCAUGUAGAGAGGUCCUUGGCGGAUUUAAGUGCUAGUAUAAAUGUUAUGCCAUAUAAACUGUUUAAGAAACUAGGCCUAGGUGAACCCCGUGCUACUAGGAUGAACCUUCAAUUAGCUGACCGAUCUGUAGUGCAUCCUAGGGGCAUAGUGGAAGACCUUCUGGUUAAGGUUGGCAAAUUCAAUUAUCCUGUUGAUUUUGUGAUUUUGGAAAUAAAUGAGGAUGUGAAUGUGCCAUUGAUACUGGGAAGGCCUUUCCUGGCCACCGCCAAGGCCCUCAUAGAUGUGCAUGAUGGGACCUUAGUUUUGAGGGAUGGUGAGGAGCGAAUAGCGUUUUCAAUUUCUAAUACUCGUCCUGCUUCGUCACCUCUGCAUGCUGUAUCUCACCAGGAGCACGAGUCUGUCGUGUAUCCUUCUGUGUUGCCUAUUUUGCAGGAUCCGCCUCCCAUACCUUCGCCGCCACUACCGUCCACUCCGUCAUCGAAGGAACAAAUCAGGGAGGAGUGGCGGCCGAAACAGCAGGCAGCUAAGCCUGCUCGAAAGAAAGCCGGAGACCACUAUGAGCUGGUCCCGCCCCCACCUUGGCCAUCCGAGUAUUCACUCGCUUGCAUCCUGCCGGAUGGCCAAGUUGAGUUGGCAAAUGCUGGUGGCCACAUUCGGCGUGUGCAUGGCCACCAUUUGAAGCUGUACCUCAAGAGCGAGGUGGAUCCUCUCUUGAAGCCACCUGCUCCUUCACCUUACUAAGCAUCCACCGACUGGCGUCCAGCUAAAAGACGGUAAAGAAGCGCUUGUGGGGAGGCAACCCCACCGAGGAUUGCAUUUUCUUACAUUUUUCCUUUUGUUUUUUUUUUUUUUUGUUUUUGAGUCUUGAGAUGUUGUUCCAGAGUCGAAUGUCAUUUUUGGGUGAAAACAGGUUGAAUUCGGGGCUCCAGCAGCUCACACGGCCAGGCCAUACUCUCUCACGGCCGUGUGGAUUUUAUCCCCUGGCCGUGUGAGCCCUCGACAAAUUCCACACGGCCAAAAGUGCAAUUCGCACGGCCGUGUGGAUUGGCCUGGCCGUGUGGCCGACACGGGCAACUCGUCUGAUCGCACGGCCGUGUGAAAUUUUUCCAUCGGCCGUGUGAGCCCUUGACAAAUUCCACACGGCCAAAAGUGCAAUUCGCACGGCCGUGUGGAUUUCCUCGGCCUGGUCGUGUCGGCCAACACGGGGCAAACUUGCACCUCGCACGGCCGUGCGAGCCUGCCCGUGUGGCCGAGCCACGGCCUAUAUAUUCGGCCAGCACGGCCGAGUGGUCAUAAUUUUGAAAAAUCCUCUCCGGAAUCCUCUGAACCUCGCCGGAAAACCGCGACAAAACCCCCCAUUUCGAUUUUUUCGGCCAUUUUUUGUCAUUUUUCCACCAAACCAACAACAAACCCACCCUUCCUAC
Molecule: messenger RNA, 2745 nt
Organism: Linum trigynum
Lineage: Eukaryota; Viridiplantae; Streptophyta; Magnoliopsida; Malpighiales; Linaceae
Source: the annotation of a GenBank genome assembly